Ostreococcus tauri is the source of this 1218-nucleotide messenger RNA. RefSeq names its product Pseudouridine synthase, RsuA/RluB/E/F, conserved site. Gene Ontology annotation, molecular function: pseudouridine synthase activity; RNA binding. The record is from RefSeq and is a predicted model, not a curated record. The transcript has a single exon. Lineage: Eukaryota; Viridiplantae; Chlorophyta; Mamiellophyceae; Mamiellales; Bathycoccaceae. Gene Ontology annotation, biological process: pseudouridine synthesis. Bases 1 to 1218 code for a protein of 405 amino acids.
AUGACCGCGGUGGUGACGACGACCCGGGUGGGAUUCUCCGUCGUCGUCGCUCGCUCCGCGCGCGCGCGCGCGUCCCACCCGUCGUCGUCCGCCGCGCGGGCGGUGACGCUCGCGGCGGCGCGUUUCGGGUCAAAAGCGACCGCGGCCGCCUCGGCUCGAGCGUGCGGAGGACGAAUCACCGGAACUAUCGGACGCGCGGCGUCGUCGUCUUCUCGGGACGCGUCCACGAGCGCGGGACGAGGGGUCGGGGCAUCGAGCUCGAGCGACGGCGAAGAUGGUUUCGCUGGUUUUCUCCCAAACUCGCCGAGCGCGCCGCCGACGCCGAAACGACCGCAACCGGGGAAGGGUAAACGAACGCCACAACUUAGAUUCGAUGGUGAUACAUACAAGACUCCAGCGGCGCGGCGACGCGAACGUGACGAGGGCGAACGAUUGAACAAGGCGCUCGCGUCGCUCGGCGUCGCGAGUCGUCGGGGAGCGGACGACUUGAUUUUUGGCGGGCGAGUGAAAGUGAACGGGACGACGAUUACCGCGCCGCAGACAAAGGUCAACUUAAACACCGACGUCGUCAUGGUCGACGGUAAGGUCGUCGAGGGCGGCGUGAGCUUCGUGAAGGAGCACACGUACUUCAUGUUGAACAAGCCAAAAGGAUUCGUCUGCAGCGCCAGACCGGGAUCGGAAAGCGGGAAAACGGUGCUUGAUUUAUUCGAACAGUGGCGCGAGGAGUUUAGAUCUGAAUAUCCGGGAAAAUUACCACCCCGAUUGUUCACCGUCGGUCGUCUCGAUGUCGCCACGACCGGUCUCCUUUUGGUCACCACCGACGGUGACUGGAGUCAACGCGUCUCGCACCCGAGCAGUGAGGUAGUGAAACAGUACGUCGUGACAGCGAAUGCGAAGCCAACGCGCGCGCAAAUAGUCGCCAUGUCUAAGGGGACCGAGGUCGAUGGCGCACACGUCGUCCCUGUGCGCGUCGAAGUCGCGGGCGCGGAUGGAGGUCCAAAGAAUAGAAUUAUCGUCGAAGUGGUCGACGGGCGCAACCGCGAGGUGCGCGUACUGUGCGAGAGCGCUGGAGUCGAGGUAAAAAACCUGAAGCGCACGCGCGUUGGAGGCUUACGAAUGCCUAAAGAGCUCCCUCUUGGCAAGUAUGUACGACUGAAGCCGGCUCAAAUCGCGCACGUGCUUGACAAAGGUCUUGCGAUCAACGGAGGAACGUUUUAG